Molecule: messenger RNA, 462 nt
Organism: Metarhizium brunneum ARSEF 3297
Lineage: Eukaryota; Fungi; Ascomycota; Sordariomycetes; Hypocreales; Clavicipitaceae
Source: RefSeq, a predicted model, not a curated record
AUGGUCGAGUACAGGUACAGGUACAGGUACUUCUACCGCGUGGAGGAUGAAUAUUCGCAGGCAGUGACAACCAAUUUCGAGGGGAUAUCGGCCACGGGGAGAACCAGCAUCAACCUCAGUGCCACGUACGGGGAUCAAGCAGACGUGCUCCGAUGGAAUCUCCAAAAUCACCUGAACUGGAGAAGCAACUACGAGUCGCCAUUUAUUUCGGUCUACGAUGACGAAGACGUCGCCUUCUCCAUUGCAGAGGGGCGCAAGGAGAAACUGGGGCGACAGCACGUUACCGUCACCAAGAUUGAUGUUUCCAAGGUUCAUGGUCAGAUCGAGUUCCGCGAGCUGCGACCUCUUGCCGAGCGUUUGGGUGUAUGGAUCCCGGAUAAGGCGUACCACAACUCGGAGCGUGAAUGGAUCUUCCUGCACGAUAUCCCGGACGAGGCCGUGGUGGGAGUGGUGGACAUUUAA